GCUAGAGCUACAACAGCCUGAUUUCCCCGAAAUGAUGCUCGCCAGCCAGCCAAUGAGCGGAGGGCGGAGCCUCGCCAGCCCUCCGAGCGGAUGGUGAUUGGUCGGCAGGAGCCGUUCUGGCCAAACUAAUGGGGAAUCCCGGCUGCUGCGAGGAUAUACCGAGGGCCCGCGCCACAGCCUGCACAAGUCGCCGCUGGGUCGCAGGAGGCGGAUCUACCGGGGUGUGUCUGCUCCCUCUGCACCUUUGCAAGGCUGCGCGCUGGGGACCGGAGCGCAAGACAACAUGCCAGUAACAAGACUGCGCAUGAGGCCAUGGCUGGAGAUGCAGAUUGAUUCCAAUAAAAUACCGGGUCUGAUGUGGAUCAACAAGGAUAAGAUGAUGUUCCAGAUCCCCUGGAAACAUGCAGCUAAGCAUGGAUGGGAUCUAGAAAAAGAUGCCUGCCUUUUCCGAAGCUGGGCCAUUCAUACUGGGAGAUACAAGAUAGGUGAGCGAGAGCCCGAUCCCAAAACUUGGAAGGCAAAUUUCCGCUGUGCCAUGAAUUCACUGCCUGAUAUUGAGGAGGUGAAGGAUAAAAGUAUCAACAAGGGCUCCAGUGCAGUCCGGGUUUACAGGAUGCUACCACCCUUAACAAAGCUUCAGAAAAAAGAAAGGAAGUCAAAGUCAUCUAGAGACUCAAAAAGCAGGAGUAAGAGAAAGUCACAUGAUGACCUGAGGGUGGAUGAGGCAGUCGAAGCACUGAACAACAGUCUACCAGAUGACCACAGUGGUUAUACAGUUCAUUUUGCAGAACAGGAAGUGGAGACGGAGAAUGCCUCCAUCACCUUAGAUCUCUCGCCAUGUGAUAUGACCGCACUGGCAGAAUGGAGAAAUCCAAUGGAAAUUGCAAUGGCGGACAGCACAAAUGACCUUUACCAGCUUCAAGUGUCACCUUUAGCUUCAUCUUCUGAAGUAACAGAUGAUGAUGCAGAAGAAAUGAAAGAGCAACUUUACAAGCUGUUUGAGCAACAGGACUGGCAUACAACCAGUGUUGGUGGGAAAGGAUAUCUUACUAAUGAGCCCGGCACACAAAAUAUCUGCAGCAACUUCAGCUACAAGGAGCAAGAUUCUGAAAUAGAUACAACCUCAGGGGAAAUAGAGUUCAGAUUUUGUACCGAUCUGAAAAACAGUUUAGAAUUCUCCUGGCUGGAUACAGUUCGGUCUAGUGGUAUACAAGUCAUUCCUUGUAGCUUGUAAACCUCUCUUGCUUCUUCGGACUGUGAACUGUUUUACUUCUCCUGUUCCUUGUGAAGGUGAACAGAGUGUAGUUACUGAUGGUGUGAGAAGCAAGAACUUCUACUUUCCGUUUAACUUCUGGGACUGAAGAGACCAAGCCAUGAAAACUCCAUUAUUAAAAAACAAAAUAAAAAACCCUUCUCACCAGAACUGUUUGCUUUGAAGGCCUAUGAAACUUAAAAUUGCUUCUGAUGUGAAGCUGUUCCCACAUUAAUGUGAAAUGGGGUUCUGACUUUUUUGUUGGGAUACAAGUGAAGGGCUGUCAGUAGAAGCUGAACUGGGUUCCCCAUUUCUCUCUCAUGUCUUUAUAACUGAAAAGCACUGCGUUGGGAGGAAACCAUCUACCAUCUCUUUUACUGUCCUUUACCAAUCUGAUGCUUAGGGGGCACAGGGCAAAUGUGCCUGUUCCUGUUAGUUCAGGUUGCCACAUACCUGUGUAGCACUAGUGAAGUACUUCUGAGCUUGUUGACAAUCAUUACAGAUUUUAGGAGUCAACAACAAUUGCACUAAUUGACCCCCUUUCCUUUGAUUGCUCCAGCACACAGCUGAUUGAGAAAUUUACUUCUGUAAAUAUAUUUAGUCCAAGAAAAUGUGAAAAUCAGCUACAUGCUUUGCUUCCAUGUAUUACAGUUAUUCAGAAGAUCUGCUCAUAAGAAUUAUUCUGUUGCCAUUAUACAUGAGGUAUGCCAGUUGUUCGUUUAAUAAUUAUGAAAGAGCUGCCAUACUUUGGACCCAUAAUUAUUUGCACGGAUGGGCAUAACACUUUAUUUAUACAGGACCUUUCAUGGCAGCCAACAGAAUGCUCAUCACUGCAAUAGAGUACAUAGACUACUGUGUAUAAUAUAUCCCCAAUGAGCUGAGAGAAGAUCUUUAGAGAACCAAAGAUAUAAGCCUAUGCAGAGUAGUACAACAUAACAGAAAGGAGGGAGGUCUUUUGAUUAAUGUUUAAAUAUUUGGAAAUCCAUCAAAUCACUAAUUGUAACUGAGCAUUUUCCUGUACAUAGUUUUGUAUAUAAAGAGUGUUGUACAUUUGUUUUAAUAAA
Pelodiscus sinensis (Chinese soft-shelled turtle) is the source of this 2316-nucleotide messenger RNA. RefSeq names its product interferon regulatory factor 1 (gene IRF1). Gene Ontology annotation, biological process: immune system process; regulation of transcription by RNA polymerase II. Gene Ontology annotation, molecular function: RNA polymerase II cis-regulatory region sequence-specific DNA binding; DNA-binding transcription factor activity, RNA polymerase II-specific. Gene Ontology annotation, cellular component: nucleus. Lineage: Eukaryota; Metazoa; Chordata; Testudines; Trionychidae. The record is from RefSeq and is a predicted model, not a curated record.